AACAAGAAAAGAAGCACAAAGGACACAACUCACAAGGGUUUGCACAGAGCACAAAAGCAGUGAUUAUGCGCAAAUAAUCACACAAAAUUUUUUGUAAAAGGGAGUUUUUUUUUGUUUUGGCGUCACAAAUGUUCAUGUUCAUCCCAAAAUAAAAGAGACACCUCAUUCAUAACGCUUAUUUCAUCACCCCUUUUGUUAGUAUAGGAUUUUCUAGAUACCCACAUCACAAAUCACACUCAAUUUUGCAACCCAUUUUAUUAUUUAUGUUUAUCAGCAUUUGGGUUGUGAUAUAUACAUAUAAAAUAUAGUUUCUUAGGGUUUUGAUGCUUGAUUUUGAGAAAAACGAAAAGGGUUAUUGAGAAAAAAGAAGAUGUCUUCUUGUUCAGGUUUAGAGCUUGAAAGAGAGCUUAAAGAGGCUGGAAUUAGGCUCCUGGGCUUGGAAUCAUUAGAUGUUGCUACAGUGCAAGACCUCCUCAACAGUCUUGAUCAAGUAGAUGGUCUUUUAUCCAAGGUUGAACAGGCACCAUCUAGAUCCAUGCAAGAUGCACUAUACCCCUCAAUGAAGGCACUCAUUUCUGAUCAGUUACUGAAGCAUUCUGAUAUUGAUGUGAAAGUUUCCGUUGCAUCUUGCAUGAGUGAGCUUACAAGAAUAACUGCGCCAGACGCACCUUAUGAUGAUGUUCAAAUGAAGGAAAUUUUUCGACUGACUGUAACGGCACUUGGAAUGUUGUCUAGCGAAGCUAGUCGCGGUUAUAAUAAGGCACUUCAUAUUCUUGAGACUCUUUCAAAAGUCAGGGCAUGCUUGUUGAUGCUGGACCUUGAAUGUGAUCAAUUAAUUGCUGACAUGUUCAAUCUAUUCCUGAGGAUCAUUAGGUACAUCCCCCUCCCUGUUGUCUUUAGACAAAUGGAAUACAUCAUGACCUUGACCAUAGAAGAAAGUGAAGAAAUUCCAGAAGAGCUUCUAAGUAUUCUUCUUACUAGCGUCACUAAGAAGAAAGCGGAUCAGAGUGUCUUUUCCCGCUCUUGGAAGUUGGGAGAGAAGGUUUUAAGGAACUGUGCUGUUGAACUCCAGCAUUGCCUCCCAAAGGUGAUCAGAUCAAGGAACCUGAAUAUUAAUGAUUUUUCUGAUGUAGUAGCUUCCAUAUGUGAGAACUCUCCUGGAGAUGAACUUGAGGUGGCCACUCCAUCUGCUAUAUUACAAUCAGGGAUUGAUAUGACUGAAGGCCUUCGUCAAGAAAGGACUAAUGGAAUUGUGAGGGGAACGGCUACUUUGAAAGCAUUAGAUAACCAUCAUCCGGUCAAGCAACUGAAUAUUACAGAAGCUGGAAGGCAUUUGCAGCCUGAAAAUUCAGAUGCAACAGGAACACUGCAAGCAAAAACAGUAAAUCCUCCAAAGAAAAGGGGAAGAAAACCUGGUUCUCUGCAAAAACCAAAAGUUGGAUGUCAGAAUUCUAUGUCUGGUGAGAGAAGAGAAUCUUACAAAGGACCUGGUUCCCAGCAUGCCCAUACUGAUGGAAGCCAGCCUACAAAGCUUCGGCGCAACAAAAAAUUUAGAGUACUUAAUCAUUGUCAGGAAACUGCUGCUAAGACUAAUGCCAAAACAAAUCACUCUCCCGGUAAUAUAGUCGUUAAGAAGGAAUCUGAUGAUUCAGGAGAAUACAUCGAGAAGGAUUCAAGAAUUCCACAUGGUAUCAAUGAGAAAUUGGUUGGUCGCAGAGUAAAGGUUUGGUGGCCAUUGGAUCAAAUGUUUUAUGAAGGUGCUGUUGCUUCUUUCGACUCCUUAACACAGAUGCACAAGGUAUUAUACGCAGAUGGUGACGAAGAAACAUUGAAUUUGAGUAAUGAGCGGUGGGAACUGCUGGAGGAAGAACAUGCUCCUGCUGCAUCUCAUAAAUCCCUGAAGAAGAAGGCAAAAACAAAGUCAGCAUCUUUGGGAAAACCAGGCAUCAUCUCUUCAGCAAAAGGGCCUAGAGUUGCCGACAAAUCCAACACUGAAGCUCCGAAAUCUGGCAGUUCUGUUGAUGAUUUUGCACCUGAAGCUGUUCGCAUUGCUGAUGUAACCAAGGAUGAUGUUAGUAAAGUAGAUCCUACACUGAAAGAUGACAAGCAAAAAUCUUCUAGCAGAGAAGAUGUUUCCAAGGCUAAUGUCCUCCGCAUUGCUGAUAUGGCAACAAACAGCAUUACUGUAAAUCCCAACACAAAGGAUGACAAACACAAGCUUAAUAGCGAGAAAGAGAUCACAACGCAGAUGAUUAUUGCAAAGCCUAAGCCUCACACUUUUGUAGAAGUUGGUGGCGAGAGUAUAAUCCAUACUCCUCUGACAGUGAAAGAUAAAUCACCUCCUACAAAACUAAGCGAAGAAAUGGUGAUGGGAAUAUUGCCAGAUACAGGUAAUGCAGAAGGAAGCGAUUCUGGCGUUGUCAAAAAGAGACGACGAUUAGUGAGUGGCGAAGGACUCACUCCAUAACAUAGAUCAGUUUAAAUAUAUAAUGAGCAAGUUUUGUAAGCGAGCAUGUUGAAGUGUCUAAACUUGACUUACAGUUCUGCAAUGCGAUUGCAGUGAGGUACCGAAACGUGCACCAAGUGGUGUAAGAUCUGUUAAACGUCAAGUACUGUAAGUUCUGUUUAACUUUGUCUCAAUUAUGAAAUGUUUAUACUGCUAGGUAACUUUUUUGCCCCA
Messenger RNA from Daucus carota subsp. sativus, 2680 nucleotides. RefSeq names its product sister chromatid cohesion protein PDS5 homolog D. Lineage: Eukaryota; Viridiplantae; Streptophyta; Magnoliopsida; Apiales; Apiaceae. Gene Ontology annotation, biological process: mitotic sister chromatid cohesion; DNA repair. The record is from RefSeq and is a predicted model, not a curated record. Bases 371 to 2467 code for a protein of 698 amino acids. Gene Ontology annotation, cellular component: chromatin; nucleus. The transcript has 12 exons.